CAUUCUGAGGUAGGACCCCGCCCUGGCUGUGCAGUGACAGCAGCCGCUGUAACAUCGCUGGCUGUUGUGUGCAUUAGCAGAGUAUUGUUGAACGGGCUCUGGUAUUAGCGUCUAGCCCUCUUUAUCUCAGAAGCACGUAUCUGUGCUUCUGACUAAGCAAUCAAAAUGCCACUGUUUGAGGGUUUAGGGAGCGGAGGGGAGAAGACAGCCGUUGUAAUAGAUUUAGGAGCAGCCUACACAAAAUGUGGGUUCGCCGGAGAGACAGGCCCCAGGUUCAUCAUCCCCAGCGAGAUCCAGAGGCCCGGCCUUCAGCAGCCCAUCAAAGUUGUGCAGUAUAACAUCAACACAGAGGAACUUUACACCAUCCUAAAGGAGUUUAUUCACACAUUGUACUUCAGGCAUCUCUUGGUCAACCCACGGGACCGGAGAGUGGUUGUCAUCGAGUCCAUCCUCUGCCCCUCUCACUUCCGGGAAACCCUCACCAAGGUCUUCUUCAAGCAGUUUGAGGUUCCGUCCGUGGUCUUCGCCCCCAGUCACCUCAUGGCGGUCAUGUCUCUGGGCAUCAGCUCCGCUCUGGUCAUGGACUGCGGCUACACAGAGUCUCUGGUGCUGCCAGUCUAUGAAGGCAUCCCCAUCCUGUCCACGUGGGAGGCUCUACCUCUGGCUGGAAAGGCCAUUCAUAAGGAGCUGGAGGGGCUGGUGACGGAGCAGUGCACAGUGGACACAGACUCCACCCCUGACCAGAGUCUGCCAGCCGUCAUCGGAUCCAUUCCAGAGGAGGUUGUUGAGGACAUCAAAGUGCGGACCUGCUUUGUGAGCGACCUGCAGAGGGGUCUGAAGAUUCAGGAGGCCAAGUUCAACCUGGACGGAACCGCUGAGCGUCCAGCCCCUCCCCCUGAUGUGGACUAUCCUCUUGACGGAGAGAAGAUCCUGCACAUCAAAGGCUCCAUCCGAGACUCUGUGAUGGAGAUGCUGUUUGAGCAGGACAAUGAGGAGAAGUCUGUGGCCACGCUCAUACUGGACUGUCUGGUCAAGUGUCCCAUAGACACACGGAAGGCCCUGUCGGAGAACAUCGUGGUGAUCGGUGGCACUGCCAUGCUGCCGGGCUUCCUGCACCGGCUCCUGGCUGAGAUCCGCCUGCUGGUGGAGAAGCCAAAGUACCAGCAGGCCCUGGCCACCAAGAGCUUCAAGCUGCACAGCCCACCGGCAAAGCCCAACUGCACCGCCUGGCUGGGAGGUGCCAUCUUCGGCGCGCUGCAGGACAUCCUGGGCAGCCGCUCCGUGUCGAGGGACUACUACACCCAGACGGGACGCAUCCCUGACUGGUGCUGCCUGAGCAGCCCGCCCCCCGAGUCCGUCUACGACACCAGCAAAGCCCCCCCACCCCUCAUGAAGAGGGCCUUCUCAACAGAGAAAUAAUUGCCCCCGGCCCAGAUAUCAUUACCCCAACACUUGUGUAUAUACCCGUGUGUAUGUUCAUUACAAAUAAAUGAUCUUUGCAUUAGCGAUCAGUACAUUAGCGAUCAGUACAUUAGAUUACAGAUCAGUACAUUAGCAGACUUCAUAGGUGCCCAGCUAUCCUUAAAUCCCACCACGCUUGUAGUACCUGCCAAUAUCCUGUGGGGUUUGUUUGGGGUAGACGUAUUAACUUGUAUCAGUGUGCCUCUAAAAUUAGUCUGCUAAGGUUAUUUUUUUGUCUUUAAUAUUUUGACUUUUCUGUUUAUAAAUCCUCCCCCCAAAGCUCAACUCACACCACCCUCUGCACUUCUGUGAGUAGUUCCCAUGUGCGGCCACUAGGUGGCGAUGAGCAGCGUGUGCAGGCUGAGAGUGAGAGAUAAGUGCACUCUUAUCUGUCAGAAUGAGGCAGUGCCAUCUCGGCUCCCAGCGUUUGGAACCUUGGUCUCCGUUUACAUUUCCCAGAGCUCACGUCUGAGAUAUAGAUCUCAUUUGAUCCACUUUAUCUGGAGUCAUACCCAUCCCGCCAGGAUGCAGAUCAGUGGAAGACACAUGGGAUCCAUUUCCUAUAGAUAUGUAGGUCAGGCCUUUGAAUGAUGCCUUUAUGUUCUGUACAUUCAAGUUCUCACACAUAUUUGGCAGCGCAGAACAGAGCCAUAAAGAGAUCUGGCCAGCUCUGUCACACACACACACACACACACACACACACACACAGAGCCAUAAAGAGAUCUGGCCAGUCCCUGUUGUUGCUUUAUAGGACUUCAUUAUACUUUGACUACUCUGUUAUGCUUCUUAUUUAUUGUUAAGUGCUUUCAUGAGAAAAGAAUCUCAUGUAUUGAUCUGGAUCUGGACUUGGACCCACUGUUCCGUGUGUGUGUGUGUGUGUGUGUGUGUGUGUGUGUGCCGUGUCUUAAAUAAACAUUCCCAGAGAAAGUC
Molecule: messenger RNA, 2391 nt
Organism: Clupea harengus (Atlantic herring)
Lineage: Eukaryota; Metazoa; Chordata; Actinopteri; Clupeiformes; Clupeidae
Gene: actr10
Product: actin related protein 10
Source: RefSeq, a predicted model, not a curated record